UCCGGUCCCAUUGGUCGGACGGUGUGGGCAGAGGCUUUGUCUUUUUCACUUUUGGAGCGGCUCCGUCCUUCUGCUGCUGGAGCUCGGAGACAGAGGACCCUCUCCUCCAGAACCAACCAAACUCAAACGUUCAGCAUGUCUCUGACGGUGGCAGAUUUGGAGCGCGGAGGCAUGUCGGAGUUCCAGGAGAAGCUUCGGCGGCAGCACGAGGAGUCGAUGCACCGCGAGCUGGAGACGCUCUUAACCACCGCCGACCCCAAAGAACAGGAGAUUUCCAGGAAGGACUUCGAUGGCUUUAAGAAGUUGUUCCACCGGUUCCUUCAGGUCAAAGGUCCGGCGAUCGACUGGGCCAAAAUCAGCCGACCUCCAGAGGAUUCGAUCCAGCCGUACGAGCGGAUCCGGGACAAAGGUCUCCCCGGGGACAUCGCCGCCGCCCUGAACCGGCUCGUGGUGGUGAAGCUGAACGGAGGUCUGGGCACGAGUAUGGGCUGCAAGGGCCCCAAGAGUCUGAUCAGUGUCCGCAGUGAAAACACCUUUCUGGACCUGACUGUGCAGCAGAUAGAGCACUUGAAUAAGACGUAUAACGCGGACGUGCCUCUGGUCCUCAUGAACUCCUUCAACACCGACGAAGACACAAAGAAGAUCCUCCAGAAAUACUCGCACCACCGCGUCAAGAUCCACACCUUCAACCAGAGCCGAUAUCCACGCAUCAACAAAGAGUCCCUGCUGCCGAUCGCCAAGAGCAUGGGCCCUGACGGGGACAGCGAGGCCUGGUAUCCUCCGGGUCACGGGGACAUCUACGCCAGCUUCUCAAACUCCGGUCUCCUGGACAAACUCCUGGCCGAGGGGAAGGAGUACAUCUUCGUCUCCAACAUCGAUAACCUGGGAGCCACCGUGGACCUGUUCAUCCUGCAGCACCUGAUGAGCCAGCCCCAGGACAAACGCUGUGAGUUCAUCAUGGAGGUCACGGACAAAACCAGAGCUGAUGUCAAGUUACGCUCUAUGGCAGGGGUCGGGAACCUAUGGCUCGCGAGCCAGGUGUGGCUCUUUUGA
Boleophthalmus pectinirostris (great blue-spotted mudskipper) is the source of this 1053-nucleotide messenger RNA. RefSeq names its product UTP--glucose-1-phosphate uridylyltransferase-like. Lineage: Eukaryota; Metazoa; Chordata; Actinopteri; Gobiiformes; Gobiidae. Gene Ontology annotation, cellular component: cytoplasm. Bases 136 to 1053 code for a protein of 305 amino acids. Gene Ontology annotation, biological process: glycogen metabolic process; UDP-alpha-D-glucose metabolic process. The transcript has 7 exons. Gene Ontology annotation, molecular function: UTP:glucose-1-phosphate uridylyltransferase activity. The record is from RefSeq and is a predicted model, not a curated record.